This is a messenger RNA of Haplochromis burtoni (Burton's mouthbrooder), 1246 nucleotides long. RefSeq lists its product as uncharacterized. The record is from RefSeq and is a predicted model, not a curated record. The transcript is spliced from 4 exons. NCBI's taxonomy places the organism in Eukaryota, Metazoa, Chordata, Actinopteri, Cichliformes, Cichlidae. The coding region runs from base 369 to 866 and encodes 165 amino acids.
AAAUCAGACACACAAACAUAGUUAGUAGUAGGAGGGGUGGCUCUGGGGCAUCCUGCAGUUGCUCGGUGACACUCAGGAGCAGAAGGACCCUUGGGAAAAAUCUACGCUUUCCCUUUGGCUUUAAAAUAUUACGAUUUUACUGCUGGGAUUGAGCGGGAGUUUAUUUGGAUUUAUUUUGUCACAGUGUGGCUCCUGAAAGACCCAUCGGGAGAUUGAAUUGAUUUAACUGCUGCGCCACUGGGUGCAGCCAUAUGUUUUGGCCAUCGGGUGUCUGGAUGUGUGAGAACUGGGGGAGCAAGAAGAGUGACUGACGAGAAGAGACAAAAUCUAACACAGCAUUUGUUUAUGGUGACACAAGACAAGGAGACAUGUCGAGGCCCUCUUCCACCCAGACCACUCCUCAGUUCUACAGGGUCAGCGACAGAGAUCUCACCGAGAUCGAGCUGCAUUCUGUCGAUUCCAUCAACGACCUCCACCGAACACACCCCGAGCACAGCCACAAAGGAAUGAGGGCUCCUCGUCCGGUGUACACACCUUCGCCAAAUGGGAACAUUUACACCUGCGACACGACAGCUGCCAAUCAAAGAGGCCACCCAGGCAGCAAAUCCUGGCAGAGCCGACUGCAGGACAUGCUGACGCCAAGUUCAUCCCGGGCCUAUGCCAUGGGCUGCGCUAUCAUCACUUUGCUUCUGCUCACAGUGUUACUCAUUUUUUACUUCUUAGUCCAGCAGGGCGGCGCAAUACGGAUGCUGACGGAGGCGGUGAGAGAAAAAGAGGCUGCAGCCACAGAGCUGUCACUGCUGAUCCAAGAGCUGCACGCACUCAGGCACAACCUGACAGCCAAGAGAGCGACAGGAGGGACGUGAGGAAGAUAUGCACAGAAAACAAAACACCGACAGCGUUUUCAGAUUAUUACCGUAGAAAUAUGAGAUUGGAGUUUUCUGAAAAACAACUUCUAGGCUUACUAGGAUUAUUUGAGAAGGACUUUUAAAUAAAGCUUUUGUUUAAUGGUGGCAGUGUGGCAGAAGGGAAGUGGUUGAUCUCACAUUGCUUGAAAUAAUGUCCGACCAUUAUGUCAUUGCCACUGUGUCUAAAAACGUACAAGCUGUUUUUAUACUGUGCUGUCAGUCGUUUUGGGUGACUCACUGUGGGCAUCACAGGAAACGCAUAAAGUAGGGGAGACCGGGGAUAGUUGUAACAUUUUUGACAUUUCUGUCUGUAAAUUGGAGCUCUUUUAAGGUAGUGG